GUUUUCAGGAUGUGACGUUCAGCGUGCCGUGGAGAAGGAGACGCCAGACUCCGUUAACUUUUCCACUAAAUUUACCACCGCGCUGCAGGUCCUCGAACGUCACACACGGUCCAGCUGGAGGAAAUAAAACCUUUAAAAAGUGUCUGUGUUGUACUUCGCUAAGAGCGUGGAGCUGACUGGAGUCAAGGAGGAGAUCGUUGCCGUGCCGACACCCAUCAGCAGCUGGGACCUUUGGAGGCUGUUGCUACAGAGACACCCGAGAUGGCCGAGUCAGAGGAGCCGAGAAAUGUCUUCAAGCUGAGCCGUGAUUGGCUGUCUGUACAGGAGGUGGUCGACACCGUCAGCAGCUCUUCCUGUGGAGCUAUUUCACUUUUCAUAGGUACGACCCGUGAGGACGAGGAGGGCGGCAGGAAGGUGAUUGGUCUGGAGUACGAGGCGUAUGAGCUGAUGGCCCAAUCAGAGUUCAGGAAGCUAUGUGCUGACAUCAGAGAGCGCUGGCCAACCGUGACGCACAUCUGUGUUCACCACCGGCUGGGGUGGGUGGCGGUGGGCGAGGCCAGUGUGGUCAUGGCGAUCUCGUCUCCUCAUCGCCAUGACGGCCAGCAGGCGAUCCAGCAUGGCGUCACCCAGCUGAAGGCUAGCGUCCCCAUCUGGAAGAAGGAAGUGUACGACACACAGGAGGCCAGCUGGAAGGAGAACGCCGAGUGUUCGUGGUCAGCUCACAGGAAACGCCACGCCGCCAUGUCAUCCCCCAAGAACGUCUGAUUAUUAAUAAAGACUCAAGUCAUUCAGCA
Epinephelus fuscoguttatus (brown-marbled grouper) is the source of this 794-nucleotide messenger RNA. Its product is annotated as molybdopterin synthase sulfur carrier subunit-like. The record is from RefSeq and is a predicted model, not a curated record. Gene Ontology annotation, molecular function: molybdopterin synthase activity. NCBI's taxonomy places the organism in Eukaryota, Metazoa, Chordata, Actinopteri, Perciformes, Serranidae. The transcript is spliced from 6 exons. Gene Ontology annotation, cellular component: cytosol. The coding region runs from base 262 to 765 and encodes 167 amino acids. Gene Ontology annotation, biological process: Mo-molybdopterin cofactor biosynthetic process.